CUCUCUGACACUCCAUCUUCAUUUUACCCUUUUGUCAUCUCUGUGUAAUUUCUUUUUCAUGUAUUAACACUCUUAAAAGUCACCAGACCUGUAGAUUAUCAUAACCAGGAAGAGGAUGUAAUUACUCAACAUCAGUAUAGACCAGUAACCAGGAGCACCUAAAGAGCCUUAACAAAUAUUCAGUAUUGUGGACACAAGCCAAGAACAGAUCAUUUCAGAUACCAGCCUGACAAAGCCCUGACCGCAACAAAAUCAUCUUGACCUUCAGUUGAUUCACAUUUCCUUUCUCUACAUUGCAACAUAUUACUCUGUCGUGCCAGUGCAAAGACUUCCUGCGUCUACGCUCCCUCUGUGCCCCAGGACCCUUACAGUGCCCCUCAGAGGGGAGAUGCCAGUCUUGCUUAAUGCUGAUGCCUCCUUCAGCUCCAAGCAGGAGCUCCUGGACCUACAGGACUGCCCUCUCAGUGGGGGUCUCUCUCUGGACACCCCAAGCCCCACGGACUCCCAGAUAGGCAGCCCAUUAGGCUCAGGACCCAGAAGCCCUUGCAGCCCUGGAACUGAUGGCCCUGUUCGGCCACACAUUUUCACUGGAGCUUCAACACUCCCAGGCCAGCCAUAUGGGGUGGAAUCAAGACCCAACGCAGAGACUCCUAUGGGGUUAAAACUGAUCUCCACUGAUUCAGAUCAGCUAUGUGGUUGGGGGGUUCUGACACCCAAAGCUAUCCAAGUUUUCAACACCCCUCGUUGGGUGCUGUUCUUCCUUUGCGUGGCCUCUUUCCUCCAGGGGAUGAUAAUCAAUGGCUUUAUUAACACAGUCGUCACCUCCAUCGAGAGGCGUUUUGAUCUGCGCAGCUACCAGGCUGGCCUCAUCGCCAGCUCCUACGACAUAGCAGCCUGUGUCUGCCUUGCCUUCGUCAGCUACUUCGGGGGGACGGGACACAAACCUCACUGGCUGGGAUGGGGGGUGCUGAUUAUGGCACUUGGUUCUCUAGUGUUUGCCUUGCCUCACUUCACCACGCCCUGCUACCAGGUCAGUCUGCCCGAGCGAACGGGAAUGUGCUCCGCCAACCGUACCAGUCCGUGCCGGGACAAGGAGGGUGGAGGAUUGUCCAACUAUCGUUUUGUGUUCAUGCUGGGUCAGUUUCUACAUGGUGUGGGUGCUACGCCUCUCUACACAUUGGGGGUCACAUACCUGGAUGAGAAUGUGAAGUCCAACUAUGCGCCUGUAUAUAUUGGGAUCUUCUACACAGCGGCCAUUGUGGGUCCAGCAGCAGGCUACCUGCUGGGAGGAUACUUCCUCAACAUUUACACCGAGAUCCACCUGACUACUGAGAUGACCCCUGAGAAUCCUCUGUGGGUUGGAGCUUGGUGGAUCGGCUUCUUGGCAGGAGGAGCGGCAGCUCUGCUGAUAGCAUUCCCCAUCCUGGGCUACCCACGACAGCUACCGGGCUCUCAGGAGUACGUAGCCAUGCGGGUGUCUGAGGCCCACCAGCUUAAAGACGGAAGCCACACCACAGCCUCAGACCCUCAAUUUGGCAAAUCGGUCAAAGACAUGCCAAGAUCUGUGCUGCUCCUCCUAAAGAAUCCCACCUUCCUGUUCCUGUGCUUGGCUGGGGCGACUGAAGCCACCCUCAUUGCCGGCAUGUCCACCUUUGGUCCAAAGUUCUUGGAGUCACAGUUCAGUCUCAGUGCAUCCGAGGCUGCAACAUGGUUUGGAUACAUGGUGGUACCAGCAGGAGGUGGUGGCACCUUCCUGGGCGGCUAUAUCGUCAAGAGAUUGAACCUGCGCUGUCGAGGCAUCAUCCGCUUCUGCAUGAUGUGUGCAAUGGUCAGUCUGCUCGCUAUCUUCAUCUUUCUCAUCCACUGCCCAAAUGUGCCCAUGGCUGGUGUAACAGCACCAUACCAGUCUGGUCUGCUGGAGGAACACCGACUGGACCAGUACAAACACCUGUAUGACGUGCCCAGCAAACUGCGCCUUAGAAACAGCUCAUCUUUGGAGGAGAACCUGACAGUGGGCUGUAAUGCAGACUGUAGUUGUGCCAGAGAGCUGUACAACCCAGUGUGUGGAGCAGACGGUGUGAUGUAUUACUCCCCCUGCCACGCCGGCUGUAGGUCCAUCAACCACACAAAACACUCCACAGGCAAACAGGUGUACUCUGGAUGUAGCUGUGUGGUGGGUAAUGUGUCCUGGGGUGAGGAGGGCUUUGCUCUGGCAGGGAAGUGUGGCAGCUCCUGCCACCACAUGCCAGCCUUCCUCUCCUUCCUCUUCGUCAUCAUUUCCUUCACCUUCCUCUGUAGCAUCCCAGCACUCACUGCCACACUCAGGUGUGUGCCAGACAGCCAGAGAUCCUUUGGACUUGGCAUCCAGUGGAUUGUGGUACGCACAUUUGGUGGUAUUCCAGGACCCAUAGCAUUUGGCUCCGUGAUUGACAUCUCCUGCUUACUGUGGCAGGAUCAGUGUGGUGAGCAGGGCUCCUGCUACCUCUAUCAGAACUCAGCCAUGAGCCAGUACACACUGGUAGCUGGCAUCAUUUAUAAGGUUUUGGGAACAAUCUUUUUCCUGUUAGCGAGCGUCCUCUACCAACCUCCUCCUGAGUCGCCUCAAAGCAGCUGUGAGAGCACCGACCAUGGAGUAGGGGACAUGAGCGACCUGCCUGUCAAAGACCUGCCUGAAGAUGGCGUCAUUGUCAACCUGCACGCCAGGUUAUGAUGUCAGAGACCCACUGAUCGCUGAGUCUCUGACUGUGUGGAUCUAUGUGUAGGUGCUGCUUAAUGCAGGAUGUCUGAAUUAGAGGUCUUCAUGGAUCCACCCGAACCCUAAGACCCGAGACCAUCCCGGUACCCAUACGGGUUUGGAUCCAUGUUUUGUACGGUCAGUUGGGUACGGUUCAGGUCCCGUUCUUUUACCACAGGUCUGUUUAAAAUUGUAUUUAAUACCUGAGUGGAUCUGACAAGAUGUGGUUGUGAUCAGACAGUGCUGAUCAUGAUGGUAGUAGUGUGCAUACGUGUGUGUGUGUGUGUGUGUCCGCGCGCAUGUGUAGGCAGGAGCUGCAAGCAAACUGCAAGGUGCAUCUGUAGCCACUCGGUGGUACCAGAUAACCUGCACAAGUAAGUUCCCCAGCCCAGGAGGCAAGGGUCAGAGAGCAGAGGUCAGAAUCGUCUUGGAAAGCACGGAUGAUAGCAAAUGCUAUUGUUAACAGCCAUGGCAACAAAUGAGCAGUUCAAAAGUGCAAACAGUUGAAAUUAUCUUUUUUGUGCCAGAUCUAACAGAACCAAUAGGACCUUUAACAUGAAAUAACGGGUGGAUUGGCCAUGCUGCUUAAAUCAGUGAGAGAGGAAUCACAGUUAACAUUGACUUAUUUUACCAACCUCUCUGGCAAGGAGGAUGGAUUUGAGUUUGAGAGUUUAGUUUAACAACUUGUAAAUUAGCGUUAACUUGAUAAGGUUAAAUAAGUAAUCAGCUAAAAAAUAGCUGCCUAUCAGGUCUGUGUCUCCCAGACGAAUUUGGGUCCAACUUUUCUUGGUUCUACCUGGGUCCAGAUCCCAGGUUUCAAAUAACGAAAGUGUCAGGUUGGAUUCUGGGAAGCACAUUUCUGGGUUGUUUAGGGUUCGUGCACAAAUUUUUGGACCUGUGAAGACCUUUUGUGUGAAUGUGUGUUUGGGUGGUGAUGGGGAUGUCUCUCUAUACCAACAGCCUUCUCUCAGCCAUAAUGACACAAUGCACCAACAUACACAUGAGUGCAUACGUACACAUGCAAUCACACAAAAUGAAUGCAGACACACAAAUUCAAACAGGCCCUUGGACACCUUCAUGUCACAUGCAUACUGUUCUGAUGCCUGUAUGGGCCAGGACACUUCUCAAUGAGACUUGCUCCUGGUUAAUUUUUUUAAAGGUUUAAAGAAAUGUCCGCAAACACACACAAACACACACAGAUACACGCACACACAACUUUCUGUUGUACAUGCUGACUUCUAACAUGCUGCUCUCCUUGAAGAAAAUCCUGCUGUGUCUGCAUGUGUGUGUAUCUGUGUAUGUGAGGGCGGUGCCACACAAGUUUUUAUAUACAAGGAAGCAUUUCUACAAAUAUCUGUGGAAGUCAGAUGACAUUUCUGUUUCAUAUUUGUGUAGUUUUCUUUCAAAAGACAAUGAAACAGCUGAGAUCUGUAUGGUGUAUAUUGUGUAUCAUGUGAAUGAAGCUUCUAUGAUGUGGAAAAACGGCAUUUCCAUCCUCUACUUCUGUUCUUUCCCCAUGACUGGAAGAUGGCUACUGUUACACUGCUUUAUGUUCUACCCACAGAUAAAGCCAUGGUCUUUUACUGUACAAGAUCUCCAGGCCAGUAAUAAUGAAGCCAAAUCAUUUUCAUAUCUUAUGUCAUAUUUUAAGCCAAGAGUAUCUAAAGGCACUUAUAUUAAUGUAAUGUAAACAUAGACUAUGGGUCACACUACAGCAGCACAAAUAUAUUUUCAAUUAGAAAAGCACAGACGUAUUUUUGAUAGCAACUUGGACACAUGUUCAAGAGAUUUAUGACCAGUCAUUGGCCUGAAUUUAAAAGUGGUAAUACAGAGAAAACCACAAUAGGUUUUUGAUUGACAUAAAAUUGAUCCGUGCACACACACACACACACACACACACACACACACACACACACACACACACAUUGGAUUGAUUGCUCUGUCUGACAGAGCUCAGCAGAAAGAGCUUUGAUGCUUCUCUUCCACAGAAAUUGCAAACUGCACUUUAAAAAAAAAGUUUGAAAAGUAUGUGUUGACACAAUAAAGGCCUGGUCACAACAGCAUUUAAAAUGGCAAAUUUUUGAACAUAUUCAGUUAUUUCCAAUGGAAUCGCCACAAUGAAUUCAUUCACUCACAGGGAUGAAGUACAGCUGCACAAUUUCUUUGUGAAAUUGUGUAUACACUGUCCAAAAUGGAGGGCGCUAUCGUAGCUUGUUAGCUGUAUUUGCACCAUCAACUUUUCUAGAGUGAUGUGAAACCAGACAAACCAAACAUCCUGUUCCAGAGAUAAGAGAACCUUAUUUAAAAUCGCAUUGACAUUUGUAAUCACACAAAUAACAACUCCAACUUUGGAAUAAAAGCCUUUCUCAAGAGUAUGUUGUGUGGUUUACUCCUUAUGUGUAGGUAAAGACUGUAAUUUACCAAAAGAGAACAGACAAGACAGACAUGAACAGCACAGUAUUGUUCUUUUCUUUCCCAGGAGCCUCAGAC
Chelmon rostratus (copperband butterflyfish) is the source of this 5224-nucleotide messenger RNA. It is a transcript of the gene slco4a1, whose product is annotated as solute carrier organic anion transporter family, member 4A1. NCBI's taxonomy places the organism in Eukaryota, Metazoa, Chordata, Actinopteri, Chaetodontiformes, Chaetodontidae. Gene Ontology annotation, biological process: sodium-independent organic anion transport; transmembrane transport. Gene Ontology annotation, molecular function: protein binding. The coding region runs from base 389 to 2710 and encodes 773 amino acids. Gene Ontology annotation, cellular component: membrane. The transcript is spliced from 12 exons. The record is from RefSeq and is a predicted model, not a curated record.